Messenger RNA from Chaetomium fimeti, 1073 nucleotides. RefSeq lists its product as uncharacterized. Bases 1 to 864 code for a protein of 287 amino acids. NCBI's taxonomy places the organism in Eukaryota, Fungi, Ascomycota, Sordariomycetes, Sordariales, Chaetomiaceae. The transcript is spliced from 5 exons. The record is from RefSeq and is a predicted model, not a curated record.
AUGACUUUGGGUGUACCUGGCGGCAGCCCAGCCUUCUGGGCCCCUACCAAUGCCCCCGUGGCGACCAAACGCAUCGCCAAUGCGCGCUUAAACGCCUCCCUCCUCUUCAAGCUAGCCAAGAAGGCCAAAGCCGUCGCCAUUCUGAGCGAGUGGCCUCUUGCCGUCUUCCCCGAGAUGAAGCCGGCCCCCAAGGCCAAUGGCCACGCGCCCGACCAGGCCGCCCACCCCGACAUCCGCUUGCUGCCCGAGGUUGAGAUUCUACGACUGGAUAGCAGGAACGAGAACCCCCACCGCCAGGACGACGUCCAAGACCGCAAAGUUGUCGCCCUCCGAGUCCUCAAGAAGUACGGCCUGCACAAGCGCCUCAAGACAAUGCACAUUGACACCUCGGAGUCGACCUUCCUCGCCGCACACCCAUGGGAUAUUGAGAAAAUCUUCAAGGCCGUCCCCACAAUCUCGGUCUUCACUGCCCUUCGUCGCCUCGCGAUUAGCGCCGACAACAUCUACUAUCCGUCCCUGUUCCCGCGUGUGCUCCUCCGUGACGGCAAUACGGGCAACGAGCACGGUCACCGUCGGCUGAUCAACUUCCUCCCUCGCAGCGUCGAGUCCCUCGAGGAUCUGGGCAUCGGGGCCACCCACGCCACGGAGUCAGUUGUUCUUCGCGGCCAGGACGAGGAAUGGUGCAUGUUACAGUCCAUCAACCAGUGCAACUACCCCGUACCGACAGUGGAGGGCGAGGAUAUCUUCGACGACUGGGUUGUUAUGCGGAGGCCGGCGUUGAGUACGCCUUCGACAUGCGAGUACUUCAUCUACCAAUACGUCGGGAACUGGCACAAGGGUCCGGAGGAUGGUAUGGAGCAGUGAGAAGGAGGGCCUAUCGGAGGGCACCUCGAGUGGCUCAACCUUCGGGCACAUAUUACUGAUUUGCAGUUCUAGGGUGGAUCAGCGUUAUUGUUGCCACUAUGGUUCGCGUUGCUUUUCGUCAUAGGGGUGGGUCAUUGGACGCUUGCAUUUCCAAGACGCCUGUGAGCCAUCGACGGCCCAACGUCUAGUUAGCAAGGACUCAACAACCC